GUAAGGAAGAUGUAAAUAGUGAAGCUCAGAUAAAGUUUGGAAUGGGAGAUUUCACAUUUGGGAGUUCUAGGGCAGUGCUUCCGUUAUGUAGGAAGCACGAUGAGGACAGGGAUAUGUGUUGUGAAGAUUGCAAGACCAUCUUCUGUGUGACCUGUGGCCAGACAGAACAUAAGGACCAUAGAUGGGGAAGCAUUAAAAAGAUAUCAUCAGAGAAAAAGAAGGAUAUCCCAGAAAUCUGCCAGGGGAUACGAGGCUGCAUCCAUGAAAUUACGGAAAGCUUAUCGUUCAUCAACCAAAUCGAAUACGAGCAGGAAAAAAGACACUCGGGCCAAAUCAGAAAGUUAGUGAGACAACAAGAUGAUAUGGUGUCAGAGGUUUUCAGAAUUACUAAUAACAAUAUUGAAAAGUCCAAAGAAAUAUACUCGCGCUGUCAACAAAGGCUUGUCAACUUGAAGACCAAUCUUAGCAACUUCAAACAAGACUUGCUGGAUAAGGUUAGAUUUUUGGAAACGCAGUCUGGUUGCAUGACUGGAUUUCAACUGAUCGACACGAAAAAUGAUGCCGAGGCGCUAAUGACCGAAGUUAACAACAUUGAUUUGACGGCUUACGGAUAUCUCCCUUGUUUCUUCAGGGGUAAAAUGGAUCACGCCGCCCUUGAAACUAUGUACGGCAAGCUGAUAGACCCAGAACACGUGAAAGUUAUAAGGGUAGCGAACUUUAAAAACUUUUCGAACACGAUUGUAUCCAUCCAUUCCGUGUCAGAGGAAGUUGCCUGGGUCCAUGGAUGGGACUGCAGUGCCUACCUGCUUAACACAAGCGGAGUCACUAAAAGUUCAAUAGAAAUGCAAAGUGUUUCAAAUGACUUUAUCGUAUGUUCUGAUGGAGCUCACAUUUUCACAGAUUUUGAAAAUGACGAAAUCAAGAAAUUGGAUGAAGGUGGCACAAUAUCUACCCUUGUUUCAACAAAGCCACUUACACCAAUAGGAAUUGGAAAAUCUUUGGAUGGGAACCUGUUUGUUGCGUUAGUAGACGAUUACAGUUUUAAACUAAGCACAAAUAGUAAACGUUUGAUCAAAUUAAUCUCAACUGAUGGAGAAGAAUUGACGACAUAUGAAUUUGACAAAGAUGGAACCACGAAACUUUUCACCAAACCUCAUCGGGUUUUCCACAACUAUAACAGCGAUAUUUGCGUCAUAGACCAGACCGGCCAAUCAAGCGGCGUCCUUCGAGUUCUCUCAUCAGAUGGUGCGCUUAAAUUUGAUUACCGUGGAAACUACGUGAGAAAACGUUUCGAUCCAAGGGGUUUAGUGUGCGACGCUCAGUGUAACAUAAUUGUGACAGACUGCCUCCACAAUUUCAUUCACAUGUUGAGCCCAUGCGGUGAAUUCAUUCGUUAUCUCGUAACAAAGCAGGAAGCGUUCGAUUCCCCAUACUCGGUAGAUCUUCAUAAGUCUUGUUUGUGGGUUGGUGGCAAGAAUGGCGAUAUCAGUGUUUAUAGAUACAUUUCUCAAGACUGAAUCUAUCAAUAAUUUGUGAUUUUCCGAUGUUGUGCAGUUGUAUAUAAUGACACACUCGUGACGAAGCUGGCAGUCAAAUAAAUUGAUUUAUUUUCAAGACUUGAUGAUUUCCGACUAGUAAAUUUA
Saccostrea echinata is the source of this 1643-nucleotide messenger RNA. RefSeq lists its product as uncharacterized. Lineage: Eukaryota; Metazoa; Mollusca; Bivalvia; Ostreida; Ostreidae. The record is from RefSeq and is a predicted model, not a curated record. Gene Ontology annotation, cellular component: chromatin; nucleoplasm. Gene Ontology annotation, biological process: positive regulation of DNA-templated transcription. Gene Ontology annotation, molecular function: ubiquitin-protein transferase activity; zinc ion binding. The transcript has a single exon. Bases 42 to 1517 code for a protein of 491 amino acids.